UCUCAAUGGUGUCGCAUUUAGGGCGCGCUUAUCCAACUUAUCUCAUAUUUGUUUGAGAUAAAAAUAUGAGCUGUGUUCCAGGUAGACUCAUACGGCAGGUACAACCUGUCUCCGCUGAAGCUAUUGUCUACGGAAAUUAUAUUUUUUCAUUGAACAGUGCAUGCGAUUUUUUCGGGAUUUGAGAUUGUCGAAGAGUGAUCGAUCGAUUGGGGAAUGGCGAUCAAGGGGUCUGAAGCUGCGAGGCUCGAGAGGGCAAUUGGAUGUGUCAAGUACACGGUGUUCUCUUUCAGCGCCAUUUUAUGGAUUUUUGGCGCUGGAAUGUUUGGUGUUUCGGUCUGGAUGAGGGCAGAUCCAGGCUUUCAAGAGUGGGUGCAAUUUCUGGAGAUGGAGAAGUUCUACAUCGGACUUUACAUUUUAAUAAUUGCCUCGAUUGUCGUAAUGGUGGUGGCGUUCUUCGGCUGUGCUGUUGCUCUCAUGGAACAUAUUCUUGGUCUUUACAUUCACAUUGGGCUUCAGGUGCUUGGUUUUUGCCUCGGGCUCGCAGGUACUGCGGUUCUCUUGGAUUACUCCACUUAUGACAGCCACAUUCAACCGAUCAUUCGGAAAUCCAUGAGUGCGUUGAUCGUUAAUUCACAGUAUGAGAAACCGGGAAUGAUUCUCAGGAUGAUUCAGGAGAGCGUUGGAUGUUGCGGCUGUGACGGCCCCAUGGAUUACCUCAGCCUCUACAAACCACUGCCCACCGAGUGCAGGGACACGGUGACCGGAAAUGCGUUUUUCCACGGAUGCGUCGAGGAACUCACGUGGUUCCUCGAGGCACGAUCCGGCUGGUUAGCCGGACUUGCGCUAUCUCUGUGUCUACUCCACGUGAUCCAAGCUGUUCUCUCGUUAGUUCUCAUACAAGCCAGACAGAAGGAAGAUGAGGCAGCUAUUUUUAAGCGUUAGAAAUAUUGUAAUGCAUUUGAUAUCAACAUCUAAUCGUUAUUUAAGCCUGAAAUUAUUCUGAAUACAUCAUUUUUUUCUAUGAA
Molecule: messenger RNA, 1025 nt
Organism: Diachasma alloeum
Lineage: Eukaryota; Metazoa; Arthropoda; Insecta; Hymenoptera; Braconidae
Gene: Tsp2A
Product: tetraspanin-2A
Exons: 5
Coding region: 214-942 (242 amino acids)
Cellular component (GO): membrane
Source: RefSeq, a predicted model, not a curated record